AAGCUUUCAGUUCUAAAACGACUCGUCAGUUACUACUACUUUCACUACUAUUCCCGCCACUUUUUCAUGUAUUUGAGCAAUUAUCCGACCGUAUUAUAAUAAUCUAAUAUUAAAAAUUCUACUAAUGCCUAAAAAUAUCAAAUGAAAGUAUCUAUGAAGAGUGCCAGAUUUCCAAUGUCAUCGUCCUCUGAUUCUGAAUAUUCUGAACAAUCUGGUGCUGAAGAAUCGGACAGCUCCUCUAUUGUUACAAGUUUCGAAUCACAGGUCUCAGCAAGAGAUUAUUACAAGAAAGGUUCCAAAAAAUAUGCCAAAAAUAUUGAAACUGAUAAAAAUAAAUCUAGAGCAGCAAUGUUAGAGUCUGUUAGACGAAGUCCCCGUACGAAACAGGCAAGACCAAGUACAUUAAAAGGGCCUGGAAGCUCCCUUGGAAAGAAAGAUAAACCCAGUACAUCAAAAGGGUUUGAAAGUCCCCGUGGGAGGAAAGCAAGACCUAGUACAUCAAAAGGGUCUGAAAAUUCCCAAAGAAAGAGAGGUAGAUCUAAGAAAAUACACAGUAAAUCAAAAAGGCCUGAAAGUCCCCGUGUGAAGAAAGUCCCCAGUGCACCAAAAGAAUUUAAAAGUCCCCAAAAAGGAAGACAUGAAACACCAAGAGAAGGUGAAAAACAUAGCAGAGGGAGGUCCGUUGAUGUAACUCGUAAACUAUAUAACCCGAAAAUCUUAAGUGAACAUGAACCACCCAAUGAAACAAGAACGAAAAUAGGUGUAACAGAAUCUUCAGAGAGAAGAAACGAUAACUCUUUAAUCAGAGAAGAGGUCCCACCAAGUGUUCCCUCUGGUUCAAAACGUAGAAAAUCUGGUAUGCCUAGAAGAAGGGGAAAUAAAGCUAUAAAGGAAAUUCAAAUAUGCCAAAAAGAAACUAAACUGCUGUUAGCAAAAUUACCUUUUGCUCGUGUAAUAAGGGAAAUCGCUGAUCAAUAUCUACCAGGUUUGAGAUGGCAAGUUCUGGCUAUUGAGGCAUUGCAGGAGGCUUCAGAAAUGUAUCUCGUUCAUUUAUUUGAAGACUCUGUUCUCUGUACCAUUCACAGAAGUCGUGUGACUUUAAACGUGAGGGAUAUGCGUUUGGCUAAACGUAUACGAUCACGAUUUGAAGACUUUUAGUAAACUUUACAAAUCGGGUUUCAUAAAAUUAUUUUUGUUUUGUAAUUUUCAGGCUUUUUUUUUUUUUUUUUUAAACUGUCCUAAAAAAUUAUUUUAAUUUAAAAUGUGAAUGUUUUAAGGGAACACAAUGAAUAACUUUUGAUACUUCACAUUGUUUAUUCUUAUUUUUCAUUAAGAAAUUUAUUGGGAUGGAUAGUGCUUUAUAAUUUAUAAAUUAUUAAUGCUUUUUAGUGUUAAUUUUCUUAAUCCUCAAUCGUCAAGGUUUGAUAAAUUAAUUAAAUUAAACUCAUUGUUACGAUUUCGCGGGAAUCAUAGGGAUUGCUGUUCUAACUUGGAAAUUAUAUUCUGGGUUCGAUUCAGGGUUUUACUUUUAAGGCCCAUUUUUGUGAAAAAUAAAAACUUUUUUUCUGAAAACUUCUUAAUUGAUAAACAACAUUCAGUUUUACCAGUAACUAUUUAAGUCCAUGUGUUUUUUGGCGACUUCCUUUUGAUUUUUCAAAUUGAUUCCUGUAUAUUUAAUAAGUUAUUAUGACAUGAUAAUUUCGAAUGGGAGUCACCACUCUUUUCAAAGCCUUCGAUUUGUGAUGAUUCCAUCAGAAUUUUUCAUCGUUGGUUGAUUGUUAAUCAGAAGUUUAUCAAUUUUUCGGCUCUCCUAACAUAGUUUUUCUAUUUCCAAUAUUUUACUAAGUUUUUAUGAUGUUACUACAACGUUCAAUCAUAAAUGCUUUUUAUAUCUCUCAAUUAUGAUUAUAUCUCUAAUAUAUUGUUUAUUUUAUAAUAGAAAAUAAAAUGUUUUUCUUUCUGUAAUGUUUAUGUUUUGAUUUUUUUUUUUCUUAAUAACGGGUCAUAUCUUUUUUAUUUGCUUUCUUUUUGAACAAAUUUGCUUUUAUAUUUUAAUUAAAAAAAUAGGAAAAAAAUAUCACUAAGAGAACAAUUCUAUGUUAAUUUGUUAAGAAAUAUUUAAUUAAUUGAGUAAAUAAGAUUUUAGUUUUUAUUGAAUUCAUAAUGCUAAUAUAUUUAUUGUGGUAUGAUUUAGUAUUUUUAAAAAGAUAUAUUUAUAUAUUUUUCAUUAACUAGUAUCUAUGGUGCUAAACUAAACUUUAGCAUUUAGCUAUUAACUAAAUUUUAGCAUUUAAUUUUAUGAUCAAAUCUGGUGGUUUACUUUUUUUUCUAAUUAAUUUGCAUUGCGUAUUAAUAUUAGUGGCAAGUUAUUCUUUAAUAAUUUUGAUUUAUUAAUUAAGUGGGAUCAUUUCAUCUCUUCAAUAUUUUUAAAUAUUGUAGAAAAAUAGCAUUUUAUUUUAAUUUACAUGGCAUGCGUUGCUUAAUUUUUUUUUCUUCAUUAAAAAUUUCAUUUUUGUUCAUUUUUGCAUCUUUAGCAAAAAGUAAAGUUAAGAGAUCCAAACUUUGCAUCGAUAUCCUGACCAAACUAUGAGGGACAUAUUUCCCAGAUUGCGGCUACCCCCUAUGAGGAGAGAGAGUACGUUUUUGUGAUUUCAUAACUUAAAAUGUCAUCUGCACUAAUUAAUUAGUAUAUUUGAGGUGACCCCCUCAAAUCAUUGAGAUUUAGUCCUAGACCGUCAGAUCAAAAGUUAUUCAGAGUGGUUCUUUUUUUUUUCUUUCUUUUUUUCGUACGCUGCACGUUCCUAUUUCAGUCAAGCCCAUAAGCAGAAUAUUUUCAAAUGUUCUGCAACAGGACUUAUUAAUUUAUACAUAUGCUCUGCAAGCAUUUCACAUCGAAAAAAAGUCAACUUUCGUUAAAAUACUAUAUUUUCAUUUAUUAAAAUACAGGAUCAUACACAGAUACACAACAUUAUUUUUUAAACCAAGGCAAACAUUCUUGAUUUGUUACUUUUUCAAUCACUUUUGAAGUACAAAAUUUUGUUAAUGACGAUGAUGAAUUAUUAAUAAAAUGACUAUGAUAUGAAGGUCCGAACAUUAAAAUAAGAGCUGCCUUAAAUGUCUUUCAAAGGGACAAGUACCCAGAUGGGGCACCAUUUGCAAACACAAACAUUCGCUGGUCUGUUGUUCAAACAACUUCUUAAUCUAUAUCGAAAGCAUUUGGUCUUUUAAAAACAAUUCUGUCAAUCGUGAAUCCCCACGAUUCACAAAAUCUUAGAAUUUUAAUUCUUUUACGGCUUGCUUUCGCAGGAAAACGCUGUCACUUCAAGAUACAAAUUGUUCUGCAGGACUUCAUUUGUUCUGCGACGUACGUCACAGUUUUAGGCACUUUCUGCUUCUGGGCAGUCAAGUACAUAUUUGGGAACCAUUUUCCUGCAAACAAAAUUUUAGUUGUAAAGUUGGUGUUGCAGUGUUUGAAUUCUACACUAUAGUUAUCUUGCUUUAAUACUAGAGUUUUAUAGAAUUGCUCUUUAUAAAUUUAAAAUGAUUUUUUUUAUUUCUUUAAAAGAAAUUAUUUAACUUGGAGACUUGAAAAAUGUCCUAUGCUGUCAUUCAUAACAUUAUGAGUUCAUCUUUUGAGUACAAUUCCUUAUAUGAGUUGUGUAAUAAUGACCUUUAUGUCAGCCAAGUAAUAUUUAAUGAAAUAGAAAUAAAAUGUUUUAUUCAUAUGUUUUUCAUUAUUGUAAGAUAUCAGAGCAUAUUGUCAGUAGAUAACUGUAUGAAGAUGCUAUAUAAGAAUCAUGUGAGUUACAUAUACAUUAAUAUUUUUUUUUUUAUGUGUAAACCAAUUUAAGUGCUUCAUAUUUAAUUGCAAUAGAUAACAGCAAAACCACAAUUUACCAAACUUUGUUAAUUAGCAUUUGCUUCUCUCGGUAUCCAGGCAAUAUUACAUUGAUAGGGCUUGAAAAUGAAUGAUUGUCUUUUUUAAACUGUUAUUUUACAGGUGAAAUGAAAUUAUACUGUAUAUAUCGUACUGUGAUUGAAAUUUUUGUGCUGUGCCCAUCAAAGCAAAAUAUUGAGUUAUUUUAAUGAUGUGUUAUGUUGUGAUUUUAAUGAUUCUUGAUUUACAUACCUAUCUUUAAACUUCGCAAUUAUACUUAAGAAAAUAAGUUUGUCAUUGUUUUUAACUAUGAAACUGGAAAAUGAUUCCUAUAGAGCCUUGAUUUAAAAUUUUUAUUUUUGAAUAAUAUGUUUUUUAAAAUUUCCCUGCCAUGCAACAUAAAAAGUGUUCUUUAUAUUUUUACUCAUUAUUAUGUGCUGGUAAAUAUGGA
Parasteatoda tepidariorum (common house spider) is the source of this 4328-nucleotide messenger RNA. RefSeq lists its product as uncharacterized. The record is from RefSeq and is a predicted model, not a curated record. Gene Ontology annotation, cellular component: nucleosome. Gene Ontology annotation, molecular function: DNA binding; protein heterodimerization activity; structural constituent of chromatin. NCBI's taxonomy places the organism in Eukaryota, Metazoa, Arthropoda, Arachnida, Araneae, Theridiidae.